Vicugna pacos (alpaca) is the source of this 6315-nucleotide messenger RNA. The record is from RefSeq and is a predicted model, not a curated record. Lineage: Eukaryota; Metazoa; Chordata; Mammalia; Artiodactyla; Camelidae.
GAGUUUUGAACUCAAGAGUGGGAAGUACUUCCUGGCUUGGGUGGAAUGUGGGAGGAGUACUCAGUGGCGGCUGACGAGAGCCCCUGGGGAAGUCUACGGGAAGGAGAUGGAGCAGGCAACGCGGACGGAUGGUGGGGCCCUUGGAGGUCUUCAGUCGAACCCUGACGUAGCACAGAGGGGAAAGUGAGGCCCGGAGAGGAUGGCCUUGUGGCCCCUGACCCACAAGCUGCCUCGUGACUAUCCCGGGCCUCCUGAGUUGGAGAGACCUGUUUUCUCCACGAUGUGGAAGGAUGCCACGGUGAGGAGAUCAUGAUGAGGACCUAGGGCACCUGCCUGCAGACUGUCCCCCUGGCCUGUGGUGACCAUGGCCCCCCGCAAGAGGAGCCGCCAUGGCCUGGGCUUCCUGUGCUGCUUUGGGGGCAGCGACCUCCCUGAGAUCAACCUCCGGGACAGCCACCCUCUGCAGUACAUGGAGUUCUCCAGUCCUAUCCCGAACCCGGAGGAGCUCAACGUCUGCUUUGCAGAACUGGUGGAUGAACUGGAUCUCACUGACAAAAACCGGGAGGCUGUGUUUGCACUGCCCCCUGAGAAGAAGUGGCAGAUCUACUGCAGCAAGAAGAAGGAGCAGGAGGACCCCAACAAGCUGGCGACCAGCUGGCCUGACUAUUACAUCGACCGCAUCAACUCCAUGGCUGCGAUGCAGAGUCUGUAUGCAUUUGAUGAGGAAGAGACGGAGAUGAGGAACCAAAUCGUGGAAGACCUGAAGACUGCCCUCCGCACACAGCCCAUGAGGUUUGUGACCCGCUUCAUCGAGCUGGAGGGCUUGACCUGUCUGCUGAAUUUCCUCCGGAGCAUGGACCACGCCACCUGCGAAAGCCGCAUCCACACCUCCCUCAUCGGCUGCAUCAAGGCUCUGAUGAACAACUCCCAGGGGCGGGCGCAUGUGCUGGCGCAACCUGAGGCCAUCAGCACCAUCGCACAGAGCCUGCGCACAGAGAACAGCAAGACCAAGGUGGCCGUGCUGGAAAUUCUGGGCGCUGUGUGCCUGGUGCCCGGCGGCCACAAGAAGGUGCUGCAGGCCAUGCUACACUACCAGGUGUACGCAGCAGAGCGCACGCGCUUCCAGACACUGCUGAAUGAGCUGGACCGAAGUCUGGGCCGAUACCGGGAUGAAGUGAAUCUGAAAACGGCCAUCAUGUCCUUCAUCAACGCCGUCCUCAAUGCUGGUGCUGGAGAGGAUAAUCUGGAUUUCCGCCUACAUCUACGGUACGAGUUCCUGAUGCUGGGGAUACAGCCUGUGAUUGACAAACUCCGGCAGCACGAGAAUGCCAUCCUGGACAAGCAUUUAGACUUCUUCGAGAUGGUUCGGAAUGAGGAUGACCUGGAGCUAGCCAGGAGGUUUGACAUGGUCCACAUUGAUACCAAGAGUGCUUCCCAGAUGUUUGAGCUGAUCCACAAGAAGCUGAAACACACGGAGGCGUACCCCUGCCUGCUGUCUGUCCUGCAUCACUGCCUGCAGAUGCCCUACAAGCGGAAUGGCGGCUACUUCCAGCAGUGGCAGCUCCUGGACCGCAUCCUCCAGCAGAUUGUCCUCCAGGAUGAGAGGGGCAUGGAUCCUGACCUGGCUCCCCUGGAGAACUUCAACGUCAAGAACAUUGUCAACAUGCUCAUCAACGAGAACGAAGUGAAACAGUGGCGAGACCAGGCGGAGAAGUUCCGGAAAGAACACACGGAGCUGGUGAGCAGGCUGGAGAGGAAGGAGAGGGAAUGUGAGACCAAGACGUUGGAGAAGGAAGAAAUGAUGCGGACGCUGAAUAAGAUGAAGGACAAGCUGGCCCGAGAGUCCCAGGAGCUGCGCCAGGCUCGGGGACAAGUGGCCGAGCUGGUGGCCCAGCUCACUGAAAUCUCAACAGGACCUGUAUCGUCCCCACCUCCCCCUGGGGGCCCACUUACCUUGUCUUCCUCCAUGACAACCCACGACCUGCCUCCCCCCCCGCCCCCUCUACCAUUCACCUGCUGCCCCCCACCGCCACCGCCCCCCCUGCCCCCCGGGGGGCCUCCCACUCCCCCCGGCGCCCCACCUUGCUUCAACAUGGGCCUGCCUCUCCCCGCGGACCCCUUCCCCAGCAGUGAUAUCCCACUCAGGAAGAAGUGUGUCCCCCAGCCUUCCCACCCACUCAAGUCCUUCAACUGGGUCAAGCUGAAUGAGGAACGUGUCCCUGGCACCGUAUGGAAUGAGAUUGAUGACAUGCAGGUAUUUCGGAUUCUGGACCUAGAGGACUUUGAAAAAAUGUUUUCAGCUUAUCAGAGGCACCAGGAGCUGAUAACUAAUCCUUCCCAGCAGAAAGAGUUGGGCUCCACCGAGGACAUCUACCUGGCCUCGCGCAAGGUCAAAGAGCUGUCGGUCAUCGACGGCAGGAGGGCACAGAACUGCAUCAUCCUUCUCUCCAAGUUGAAGCUUUCUAAUGAGGAGAUCCGGCAGGCCAUCUUGAAGAUGGAUGAGCAGGAGGACCUUGCUAAGGACAUGCUGGAGCAGCUCCUCAAGUUCAUCCCAGAGAAGAGUGACAUUGACCUCCUGGAGGAGCACAAGCAUGAGAUCGAGCGGAUGGCCCGGGCGGACCGCUUCCUCUAUGAGAUGAGCAGGAUCGACCACUACCAGCAGCGGCUGCAGGCUCUCUUCUUCAAGAAGAAGUUCCAGGAGCGGCUGGCUGAGGCUAAGCCCAAAGUGGAAGCCAUCCUGCUGGCCUCCCGGGAGCUGAUCCGCAGCAAGCGCCUAAGGCAGAUGCUAGAGGUCGUCCUGGCCAUCGGCAACUUCAUGAACAAAGGGCAGCGUGGGGGCGCCUACGGGUUCCGGGUGGCCAGCCUCAACAAGAUCGCCGACACCAAGUCUAGCAUUGACAGAAAUAUCUCUCUGCUCCACUACCUGAUUAUGAUCCUGGAGAAGCAUUUCCCUGACAUCCUGAACAUGCCCUCGGAGCUGCAGCAUCUUCCAGACGCCGCCAAAGUCAACCUGGCAGAGCUGGAGAAGGAAGUGGGCAACCUCAGGAGGGGCCUCAGAGCGGUCGAGGUGGAGCUGGAAUAUCAGAAGCGGCAGGUGCGAGACCCGAACGACAAGUUUGUCCCAGUCAUGAGUGACUUCAUCACGGUCUCCAGCUUCAGCUUCUCAGAGCUGGAGGACCAGCUCAACGAAGCCAGGGCCAAGUUCUCCAAGGCCCUGAUGCACUUUGGGGAGCACGACAGCAAGAUGCAGCCAGAUGAAUUCUUCGGCAUCUUUGACACCUUCCUGCAGGCCUUCUCGGAGGCCCGGCAGGAUCUGGAAGCCAUGAGGAAGAGGAGGGAGGAGGAGGAGCGGAGGGCGCGCAUGGAGGCUAUGCUGAAGGAGCAGCGGGAGCGGGAGCGGUGGCAGCGGCAGCGGAAGGUGCACGCGGCGGGCAGCGCACUGGAGGAGGGCGGCGAGUUUGAUGACCUGGUGUCGGCCCUGCGCUCGGGUGAAGUUUUCGACAAGGACUUGUGCAAGCUCAAACGCAGCCGCAAGCGAUCAGGGAGCCAGGCCCUAGAAGCCACCCGGGAGCGGGCCAUCAACAGGCUAAAUUAUUGACCUGGGGGACUGGCCACAGCGAGAAGCCGGGAGACAGGGAUGGGCCCGGAGGGGCUGAGCGGGGGAGGCCGUGGUACUUAAACAGUUUGGUGCUCGGUUUAGAGCCCUGGGCUGGGUCCUGGGGUUGGGGCUGUGUGUGGCAGGACCAGGUGUCUCCCCACCUGAAGGAGCUCCCCCUCAUCUCUUCUUCCCAUUCCUUCUGCACCCCAGCGCCCAGGGGUCGCCCUCUGAGGCUGACUUGGACACCCUUGGCGAGCCCCAGCUGAAGGGGUCUUGCACCCCAAGCCAAAGCAUGGCCAUCCAUAUUCUGGCACAGAAAUGCUCCAGAUCUAGACUGGAGAGAGGUCUAAGACCUUGUCCAGAUUUCCCGUGCCAUGGGAGCGAUGGGGUGGGCCAAGGCGGGGGCGUCCAGGCUCCCAUCUCUCAAGAGUAGGCAUAAUGGAACAUUGAUCUGGGACGAAGUUUCCUAUUGGAUGGAAGGGGCAUUAUAUAUUCUAGCUAGAUGUGUUCCCGGAGAAAAGAAUGCAGGGAGGCUGAUGCAGGGACCAAGUCAUCAGGACAGAGUGCUUAUUUCCUAGGAGGCCUCUGGCCCUCUUGCAUGUCUUAAGUCUCUCCCCUCCUUCCCUACUGCCAUUUCCAUCCAUCCUGUCUGCUAAUCCAGAAUCCUGGAAAACCCACCUUUGGGCUUCCACGACUACGGCACACUCUGGUACUUGAUGAAUCUGGUAAGGGAAGGGGCUCAAGAAAAAACCCAUUCAUCGCCACACCUUGUAUGUUGGGCAUAGGGACCCUGCAACAACACGCUGCUCCCACCCCUACCCUGUACAACCAGUUGUCUUGAAGGGAGACAGUGACCUCAAGCGCUGGCUGGGGGUUCUGAACAGCCCCUCACCAGAGGGCAGCACUUGAAUGGCCUGGAGUACCUGGUCUACCACUUACUGUUACUCAGACCUCACACUCCUCUGACAUCUGCUUCAGAGCAGAGGGCACAGUGACCUCCUGCUCUGGCCAGCCUACCAGAGACCACUUCAGACCGUGGGUUAUCUGGCCCUGGGGUGUCAGUUCCUGAGAGGGUCCCCUGGACCAGACCUGCCCUCUGCAGUUAUAUGCCACUUCUAAGGGGGUCUCCUGUGAGGCACUAAGACAGGAGGCCCAGAGCAGGGGAGGGGGGAAUACACUUUCCAAAGGAGCCAAGAGUGGAAUGCUGAAGGGGUUCCAGUCCCCCAUCUCUGGUGCCAAAUUUGGUUCUUCAACUUGGCUUCCAAGGGGACCAUUCUGUCCACCUUGAGCUGUCCUUGUGGGUGGGGGUAUAGGAUGAUGGCUGUAACUAGACAGAUGUUCUCUUACAAAAGGAGGUGGUGACGUCAACUCCAUCAAGGCUCAUAUUUUCAGUAUAUUUCUUCCCCCGUAGAGUUGGCCUUGCAUUCUGUAAGGUUUGCCUGAUUCCCUGUCUCCCGGCUCCCUGCCCUUCCAUCCUCUUCCCCCCGCCCCCCUCCCCCUCCCCCCCGACUGUUCCCUUUGUUUCUCACCUUCUGACCUCCUCCAGCUCAGGGUUAUUGGCAGUGGACAGACUGCUGGGCUGGGCCCACUCUUCAGCUGCCUAUCUUUUCCCUACACCGGCUUCCUGGGGGUGGGAGCAUGGUAGCUGCAGGGGAAGAAACACACGAUGGGUGAGCCCAGCAUGUGUGUUGGUUCGAGGGGGAGGGCUCGGAGCAAGUGCGAGCCUGGCUGGGACAGGUGGAACCCAGGUGAAGGCAAGGUGAAGGCUUCCAGGAAGGGCAGCUCCAGGGAGUGCUGUUCUCCCCAUCUGUACAUUCGUCCUGAGAAGCUGGUGUGGGGAUGUUGGGAAGGUUGUGGGUAGGGCUUCCUAAGGUCCUCUCCCAAAGCGGCCAGGCUGAGGGCAACCUCACCCGCAGGGGCAGGGAACAGGGGAGGGCUCCAUUUCUAUCCAACAGGCAUGUCCAAACCCCAGCAUUUCCACCUGGAUGCACACCAGGAAAGAAGAAACCUGGAAGCCGCUCAAGACACGUUGGCUAUACAGAAAAGCACAGUCUGGUUUAACUGUUUACAGAGGACACGUGUAUUGUUCCAGGGCUCAGGCUUUUCGCCUCUAAAGAUUUUACCUUCUCUAUUUAUUAUUUUCUAGCUCUGGCCAGUGGCUCUGACACCAAAUGCCACUGCAGCCAGAUCUCCAACAGUGCCUUGGACCAUGGACCCUCAUGGCUGACUCAGCAAGAAGGGCUGGUGCCUUGGAAACAGCUGAGUUGGCCCUUGAUCUGCUUAAUGUUUACGCCUGUUACCCGUGUUCCCUGGUGCCCUUCCCCACUACCUUUGGGUUAGUUUUUCCAGCUUUUUUUGUCCAAUGUAAAAUUCAGUUAACCUCAUGCAACCUGUUCCCUUCUCAGCAGCAGCGCCCACUCCUCCAGUGUGCUGGAAGUAAGGUGUGUUUAGGGUGGUGGGAGUUAAAAAUGCUCUGGGUGGAUGGAAAGGGGUCUGGUCCAGGCUCUCCCCACCCCCAUCCCAGUUCCACCCCCGGGGGAGCCAUGGCCAUCUCCCCUCACGUCUACCACCGUCAUGCCCCGGCUGUUCUCACCCACUGUUCAGAUGACAAACGAAGCUCGUGUACAAAAUCCACAGUGCCCUUUCUGCCUGCACCUUUUUUUCGUAAGAAUAUAUUGUAAUACUAAAAAAUAUUAAAUCCGUACCACCCCCAUCUA